Talaromyces proteolyticus is the source of this 1407-nucleotide messenger RNA. RefSeq lists its product as uncharacterized. Lineage: Eukaryota; Fungi; Ascomycota; Eurotiomycetes; Eurotiales; Trichocomaceae. The transcript is spliced from 2 exons. The record is from RefSeq and is a predicted model, not a curated record. The coding region runs from base 1 to 1407 and encodes 468 amino acids.
AUGUCUGCCACAGUAAACUGCGAAAUCAUUCUUCUAUCGCUGACUUCGGUGUCAUCCUUCUCGGAUAUCUUGGCUAAAUCCGACGUGAAGCCCUUGACUACCGCCAAAGUCGCACGGUGGAUCAUCCCACCGACAGUGCUGUCAGUCGAUGCAUUGACACAGACCGAAUGGGAUCUGGUACUAUGUUCCCCACUGCCGGUCUCUAUUCCAGAUGAGUGUCGGCCUUUUAUCCAGCGGUCAUGGAGCGCGACAUUCGCUGCGCCCGCGGAGCUCGUUUCGUCGUAUACUUCCAUCUUCACUAGCCUGGCAAGCAAUAUCCCCGCGCGCACAAAGCAUAUGGACCAAGUUACAGGUAGUGAUGAGGGGACUUCACUCUCAACAGAAUCGAUGCAUGUUCCGAUCGAAUUGCGGAAUUGGAUGACCACCUUCUCGGACACAAAUAAUCAUCCGCCCGUCAUCAUGCUCAACUUAAUGGCCUUCAAAGACGUCCAAAAAUACGGUGGGUACCGCGAAGCACUCUCAAGAGGUGUCGGUAAACGCCAUGGCCUCAAACCUUUACUCUUUGGACAGGUGACAAAAUGCUCUUCGAUUACGCUCGAAGGCGGUCCGGAAUGGGAUUUGGUUGGCUUGAUCUACUAUCCCUCCGUACUCCAUUUCGCGGAUAUGCUGGCAGAUGAAGAGUACCAGGAGAUUAGACGAAAAUACCGUCUCGGUCUUGCAGUGGCCGAAAUCCUCGCUAGUGAGCAUGGUUAUCAUGUCAUCAUAGGCUCUCGAAACGCAGAAGCAGGCCAGCAAGCUGCAGCAAGCAUAUGCAAAGAGCGCCAUUCCGCCUCAAGUGUUCAACUAGAUCUCAACUCUGAAUCGUCAAUCAACGCAGCCAUCCAGACAAUCGAACAGGAAUUCGGAUUCCUUGAUAUCCUGGUGAACAACGCAGCGGUUUUUUCUGAUGUCAUUCCCUGGAUAGAUAGACCGACUUUGGGCGCCUACGAGCUCUUCAGCACUACGUUCGCGACGAAUGUCGUCGGCACGGCUGUCUUAACCGAGGGACUCUUGCCUCUACUACGAAAGGGACAGGCGAAGCCGGGACGCAUAGUUUUCGUCACGGGGAGACUGGCUAGCAUGGCUUAUGCAAUUGAGGAUAAGAAGAGAUUUCCCGAUUGGAAGGCAUACAGCGCUAGUAAGGCUGCAGUGAACAUGCUGACGCUCAGAUAUGCCGAACAGUUGGAGGACGAUGGGAUUAAAGUAAAUGCUGUGGACCCCGGCCUCGUGGACACGGAUCUGUCUGGACAUAUAGAGGGUGCUUAUCCACCAGAAAUCGGUGCCAUAAGUACUGUGCGAAUGGCUACUCUGGGAGAGGAUGGAGCGACUGCUACAUUCACUGACAGGGACGGACCGCUCCCGUGGUGA